AUGGCACAGCAGUCUCAAAUCACAGACCGAAGCUCAAGCAACAAGCCAUCUGAUAAUCUGCAGAAAAGAGCUGUCGUCUCGUCGCUCAUCUUCACUUUCCCAGAUGGCGAGUCCUCCAAGCCCAAGGUAGCUCUGUUUCGCCGCAGCGACAAAGUAAGAACGUAUCGCCAUCACCUAGCCCCAAUAUCCGGUAGUAUCGAUCCAACCGACAAAGACCCCCUCACAGCCGCAUGGCGCGAGCUCCACGAAGAGACCACCCUCACCCCUACAAACUUGACCCUCUGGCGCGUAGGGAAACCGUUCACCUUCGGCGACUUGUCCGUCAACCGCGAAUGGACCAUCCACCCGUUCGCCUUCAAACUGAAACCCCCAAGCCAGGGCGGCCAAGGCGAGGCGGCCAUCAAGACAGACUGGGAGCACGAAAGCUGGGAAUGGCACGAUCCGGACUCCGUCAUCGAUGACGAGAACUUCGGCGGCGUCCCGCGCCUCCACGAGACGCUGCGCCGAGUCUGGUUCGAGUGCGAGAUGGACGAGCACGCGGGGGAAGCCCUAGCAGCGGGAUUGAAAAGACUGCGCGAGGACCAUGAGAGCGGGGCGCACGAGUUGACGGCCAUCGCGCUGACGACGUUCCGGGAGGUCAUCGAGCAGACGCAUGGCAGGAUAGACGAGACGUGGUGGUGGAUGGUGCGCAUGGCUGCGUGGCAUCUUGUCAAGAACGGCCGGGAGAAUAUGGGCGCCGCGACGCUCAACGCGCUCCUCUCGGUGCUGGUGGCCAUGGACGAGAUUCUGAACCAGACAACGGACAACGGGCAGAAACGGGACCGGAUGCUCUCGGCCAUCGACUUCCAUCUCGCAAAUCGAAAAGCCAAUACCGCCCGUGUCAAGGACGCGUUCACCUCCUACAUCCAAUCCGCCUUUCUCGGGACCGAGUCAAAGCGAGACAGAAUCACCAUGCUCACAUUAUCCUCCAGCUCCACGAUAAGAGACAGCAUCCUCGACGCCUUCGCCUCGCUAGACAUCCGCACACUCGAACUGCGAAUCCUCGAAUCCAGACCGCUCUUCGAAGGCGCCAGCCUCGCCUCGUCCAUCUACUCCCGCUUCAAAUCCGAGUUCGGAUCGAUCCCCAACAAGAACCUUGAUAUCAAAGUAUACACGGAUGCAGCGGCCGCGUUGGCCGCACAGAACGUCGACAUCGUUCUCCUCGGCGCUGACCGCAUCUGUUCGUCUAAGGGCGUAAGCAACAAAACCGGGUCACUGCCCAUCGUGCUCAGCGCAAAGCACGUCACACCAAACGCGAAGAUUCUUGUUCUCAGUGAGCUGGAAAAGGUUGUUGGGGACGACGGGAUACUGGAAGACAAGGUUGAGGAUAACGACCCCGGAGAGGUAUUUAGUGCAUGGCGCAAUGAAAGGGUCAAGGGCACACAGGUGCUUGAAGACAGCUCGACUGGUUUCAAGACAGACCAGGAAAAUUCGGCAACUAUCGAAGUCAAGAAUAUAUAUUUCGAGUGGGUCCCGUUAAUGUUGGUUGACGCCUUUGUGAGUGACGAAGGGGUUCUCGAUGAGACAAUCAUCGAAAACAAGUCACAGCAGCUAGGGAAGUUGGCAAGUAAAUACUUUGAUGACUUAUGA
Messenger RNA from Aspergillus thermomutatus, 1629 nucleotides. RefSeq names its product translation initiation factor eIF-2B subunit family protein. The record is from RefSeq and is a predicted model, not a curated record. Gene Ontology annotation, molecular function: S-methyl-5-thioribose-1-phosphate isomerase activity. The coding region runs from base 1 to 1629 and encodes 542 amino acids. Lineage: Eukaryota; Fungi; Ascomycota; Eurotiomycetes; Eurotiales; Aspergillaceae. The transcript has 2 exons.